This is a messenger RNA of Kogia breviceps (pygmy sperm whale), 605 nucleotides long. Its product is annotated as large ribosomal subunit protein uL24-like. Lineage: Eukaryota; Metazoa; Chordata; Mammalia; Artiodactyla; Physeteridae. Gene Ontology annotation, molecular function: RNA binding; structural constituent of ribosome. The record is from RefSeq and is a predicted model, not a curated record. Gene Ontology annotation, biological process: ribosomal large subunit biogenesis; cytoplasmic translation. Gene Ontology annotation, cellular component: cytosolic large ribosomal subunit; ribosome.
AUGAACAAUAACCACGCUCACAUUUUAAUCUCUGUGUAUUUGGGAGACAAUUCACAUCAGCAAGAAAAUAAAUCUCGCCCUUUUGUGGCCAUCGCUGAAGCGCUAGCAGCGGAAAUUAAGUUCAAUCCCUUUGUGACUUCUGACCGAAGCAAGAACCGGAAAAGGCAUUUCAACGCGCCUUCCCACCUUCGCAGGAAGAUUAUGUCUUCCCCUCUUUCUAAAGAGCUGAGACAGAAGUACAAUGUCCGAUCCAUGCCCAUCCGGAAGGAUGAUGCAGUUCAGGUUGCACGAGGGCUCUACAAAGGGCAGCAAAUUGGCAAAGUAGUCCGGGUUUACAGGAAGAAGUAUGUCAUCUACAUUGAACGAGUGCAGCGGGAGAAGGCUGAUGGCACAGCUGUCCAUGUGGGCAUUCACCCCAGCAAGGUGGUUAUCGCCAGACUAAAACUGGACAAAGACCACAAAAAGAUCCUCGAACGUAAAGCCACAUCUCGCCAAGUAGGAAAGGAAAAGGGCAAAUAUAAGGAAGAAACAAUUGAGAAGAUGCAGGAAUGAAGUAAUCUUGUAUACAACUUUCAUUAAAAACUGUUAAAAGAAAAAAAACAGAA